UAUGAUUCCGUGCUCCUACUAUGACCUUGCACCCAUUCCGUUUUGUCCCCCUUCAUUUCUCCUCACUGGCGUCGUAGUAAUUGCUCAAAUAUGGCUUCGUUCAUCGUACCCAUGGAACUCGUCGACAGCAUGUUUGACGAGCUCAACACCCCGGCCGACCUCUUUUCUUGCUCUCUCGUGUGUCGCAACUGGCACGCGUUUGCCCAAGCGCGGCUGUUCUCUCGUAUUCAGCUCGACUCCAAUUUUGGCAAGCCUCCAGUGAAUACUGUGCACAAGUUCCAUCACCUGCUCUCUGCGUCGCCGCAUGUCGCAUCGCAUGUCAGGGAGGUGACUGUAUGCGUACGGGCCCAUGACAGUGACGACAAAUUACCAUGGAUACUGUCUAGGCUUUCUAAUCUCAAGAGCCUGAAGAUCCAAGGUAGCGGUCGCGUCGUUUGGGAGAACUUGCCUCAGGGCGUCCGGGCAACUUUGGAGACAGCCAUGACCCGUGUCGCCCGUCUCCAGCUCAGCUUACUCAUCUUCUCCGGCGACAUGCAGAACAUCUUCUCUCUGUUCGCCAAGUCGACAGUGUUAACGGAUCUUGCACUGUUCCAGAUCUUUCCACGCACCCCCGCACCCGUGGAUGUCAAUGGUCCUGUGACUCAGGGUAUUCGCUUGCGUUCACUGUCCCUCACGCUCAAACCCGAGGUCCUCACAUACACGCUGCACAUCCUCGGGACCACGAUGGACGUGUCGGAGCUUCGACAUUUGGCAGUCCACACCUAUUCGUGGUGGGACAACAAGGCGUUGCAGGAGUUUUUGAAGAUUCCUACUCUCCAGUCGCUUUCAUUUGCUCCCGCUUCUCCUCUUGCAUACAAUAACCCGGUAACGUUUCCUCGUGUUCGUCGAAUAAGCCUGACGACAUGCGUUUUAUCCGAGCUUCCUUGGGCUCUCUCAAGCGUCGUCGCUUGGUGGACAGAACUCUUCAGCCAGUCCGAAAUGCGAAUGCUCGAGGAGGUCAAUUUGGAGCUAGUAGCAAAGUCUUUGCUUGAUCUUGGAGACAAGAUGUGGGUGAACCUCGACGCUGCAUUGGCGCGCCUACCUGUCAAGAAGGUUGUGGUGACCGCUAAACAUCCUCGGGUGAGCGCCAAGGCUAUUGAGCAUUCGUUCCCUCAGCUUAGGCGUGCGGGCGUAUUGGAUGUAUCGGAGAGAAUUGAUCUUGCAAUACUUAGUGCAUCUAUUUUGUAGGAUAUAUUUUGGGGACUAAGCUUUCUUAGGGUAUAUGGUCGGUAUGUUUUGGGUCUAUGUUGUUGUAGGGUAUAUUGUAGGGUACAUUUUUUGGUCUCUGUGGUAUAUGGGAUGUAAUAAUAUUAAUGAUUAUCAGGGAUCUUCAAC
Molecule: messenger RNA, 1374 nt
Organism: Guyanagaster necrorhizus
Lineage: Eukaryota; Fungi; Basidiomycota; Agaricomycetes; Agaricales; Physalacriaceae
Exons: 3
Coding region: 91-1227 (378 amino acids)
Molecular function (GO): protein binding
Source: RefSeq, a predicted model, not a curated record